Molecule: messenger RNA, 1371 nt
Organism: Neohortaea acidophila
Lineage: Eukaryota; Fungi; Ascomycota; Dothideomycetes; Mycosphaerellales; Teratosphaeriaceae
Product: nucleophile aminohydrolase
Exons: 6
Coding region: 148-1227 (359 amino acids)
Source: RefSeq, a predicted model, not a curated record
UCACUUCCUUUCCUGCGGCCUCCACGGCAACGACUCGUGCGAUGCAAACGAAGCAGCCCCAGCGCUGAUCCUGGUCUUGCUGCAUCAUCCUUCUCAAGGGCACCCGCAGUCCACCUAUAACGGGGCCGCAGCAGCCGGGACUUCACAAUGUGUCGGUGGUUCGCGUACAUCUCGGCAAGCGAGCCUUGUCUCCUGGAAGACGUCCUCAUCAAUCCCAAGCACUCCCUUGCAAAUCAGGUCCAUGAUCAUUAUCUUCCAAGGCUCCUUCCGCACGAUGCCACUCCGUCCGAGGAACAAGAUGCCAAAGCUCGCAAUAUGCUCUUCAACAUUGACGGGCUAGGCGUGGCGUGGUACACUUCUUCCAAUUCGGACUUCGAGAGAGGUAAUACCGCUCAAAAGAAAGAUGAAAAAGAGGGGCUACGACCUGCGCUGUACAAAACCAUUCAGCCUCCCAUGAACGAUAUGAACUUCCGAUCUAUCUGCGCAAACACCGAGACCAGAGUCUGCUUCGGACACAUCCGUGCGGCUUCGAGUACAGCCAUUACCCCGGUGAACAACCACCCCUUUGUCUUUGGGAGACAUGCCUUUAUGCACAACGGGGCAGUUAGCGACUUCCUCACCAUCUGCCGCGCAGUCAACGUCAAGCUCAGCGACGCAGUCUUCGCCAACAUCUUCGGCUCCACCGACAGCGAGCACAUCGCCGGCCUCUACAUGACCUACCUGACCAACGGCGGCGACAAGACCUCCUUUGAGAAAGAGUACCCUGCCCACGAAAUGGCCGCAGCAAUGCACAAAGCCAUCGCAACAAUCAUCGACCUCCAGCGACAAAUCAUUGGCGACGACAAACGCCUCCCCAACUCCCUCAAUCUCUGCGCCACGGACGGAGUGAGAUUAGUCGCCUGUCGCUUCCGCAACCACAAAACUUCCCAGCCGCCAACGCUCUACUACAGUUCCAAAGCCGGCACGACGCUGAACAGAAAGUUCCAUGAUCAUCCCGACGGCAUUAAGAUUCCGGGCGUGACGGAUACAGGGAAGGAAGCUGCUGCGCAUGGAAAGCACGUUAUUGUUGCCAGCGAGCCUUCGACGUACAAAGUGGAGGAUUGGGAGCUGAUUCCGAAGAAUCAGUUCAUUGUUGUUGAGGCUGAUGGUGAAUUCAAGUUGGCGGAUCUACCUUAUAAGACAGAGUGGGCUGCGGAAGAUCAUGAUACGGGAAAGAAGUUGGACUGAGGGCGGCAAGUGAGUAGAUGGGACGAUGAUGGUAUUCCCUAGGUCAAUAUCUCAGUGUACCGCGCUUAGCCUAGAGCCUGAUCACACUCUUUGCCACUGCCUCUCUUCAGUCCAACUCUAGCAAACAGCAAGUGUCAAGUCACG